This is a messenger RNA of Aspergillus affinis, 2760 nucleotides long. RefSeq lists its product as uncharacterized. The record is from RefSeq and is a predicted model, not a curated record. Lineage: Eukaryota; Fungi; Ascomycota; Eurotiomycetes; Eurotiales; Aspergillaceae. The transcript is spliced from 2 exons. Bases 1 to 2760 code for a protein of 919 amino acids.
AUGGCUCCUGUCAAGAAUAACAAGGGGAAGGCUCAGGUUACGGACGGUCCAGCUUCACGUACCAGGGCAGCGGUCGCCAGAAACCAGAACCAGGCCCAGGCAGCAGAAGCGUUGCCUUCACCGACACGAACGUCGUCCAGGUUGCGGUCACCCAGAACCGCUCCCAACGCCAACGCUCCAGCGUCGCCUCCACGAGUGCGAAGACGUCAGAAUCUUUCUGCAGCAGCCUCUGCACAAGCGCGAGGACCUCAGCGUCGUUUGGCAAGAGUCCAGGCACCCAGACCGAUCAGGUUAGUUUUGACAUCCCCCAAAGGUGGACCGGAGAGAUCUGCUAAUUCUGCAACAGCAGAUCCGGAAGAAGCUCCUUCAACACCACCGCGACCCUCGACAGCAGUCUCUCAAGACAUACCAACGAGUCAACGGCUUAUCUUGAGAAAGCCAAAGCUUCCAGUUGCUGGACCUGAGAAGAACAGACCAGGUAUAAACCAGGAGAGACUUAGGGAACUCCGGGCUUGGUUAAAUUUAAUCACGUUGCCGAACCCGGACCCGGGGUUUGCAGAAGUUCAGCAUCAAUUGGAGUCACUCUUUGAAGCUCUUACUGAGUUCCGGCAGUCCCGAGAAGAACUGCAAGAGGUUUACGAAGACCUAAAGCAGCUAGGCGAGGAAGUGCUUGCUGCUACAGGAACGGCGACCCGAUCACCAUCCGUGGACAUCCCCAGAGUUAGAACUCUGAGACGAACCACUGAGAGAAUCAGAGCUCAAAGAGCGGUGGUUCAAGGUACGCCAAAGAAAAAGACACCAAGGUCUCGGGUGAGAAAGACACCCUCUCCGAAGAAGAAAAAGACUUCGCCUACAAGAAGACAGGCAAUGGCAGAGGCUGAACAGGAACAGGACACAAUGACUCGCAACCGUGUCGAGGACGAGAGUAACGCCAUCGAGUCCCUAAUCCAGCUCUCUCAGAAUGCUCCCAUCGUCUUCGAGAGAAACCGGGAAGAUGACAGCAAUUCCAACGACCAUGAACCCCCCGGAUCUCAGCCAUGGACCCAACCUGGGCCCGUUCAAGAUAUGUCAGCUGAUCCGAACCAUGGCACCGUUCAAUUGCAGGCAUAUCUGUAUCGACAGCAGAGGCUGGUGGGUAUUCCUCCGGAGCGAAUGAUCUCAAUGUCAGGAGAAAUGGGUGCUCAUGUUCGAGGAAAGAGUUCUGGGCAGGUAACACCCCAAGGACCCGUCAACAGGCCCGAGAAUCCAAGCGUGGUGCAGUUCUCUUCCGAAGGUGGAGUAGUGGCGCCAGUAAUUCCCCCUGCGCAGUAUCAAUGUGAGCUACCCUUUCUAAUCUUCACACCUGACCUCCCGGCUAAUGAGCAAUCAGCGGCGGAUAACUUGGAUAUGCUCGAAGAGAUCUAUGGCCCAGGCGGAAGUCCAGAUAGACAAGAAGAACGUGCAAUACCCGUGGGUGACUCCCUGGACGAAUCCAUAGACCAUCAAACCUGGCUUGCUAACAACGACCAGGCACAGACUACAGAGGGAAAUCUGGUUUCAUCUCCAGAGGAUCCAGGAACUCCCGGAGCUAUGGGACUGCAGUCUUUGGAUAACAUGGAGGCCGAACAGGGAGAGAGCUUGGAUGAACCGAUGAAGGAGACUGGACCUGUUCAGAACCAGCACCGCAAUUCAACGCGAACUCAACGGAUUCUACCCAAUACAGCCCGUGAUUCACCACAUCGUCGAUCGUCGAACACCGCUAGGGCUGCUCGUGCCCCCCGGAACCGCCCACCGAAACCAACCUACAACCACGCCCACAAUGGGUUUGAUAUUCUGGGAGCUUUAUCCAACAAUCUGGAGAUCGCUUUUCUGCUCACAGAAUACCUAGAGCCUACUGAUUUGUUUAAUCUGUACGCAUGCUCAAAAGAUUGGAACGGCCUCAUCACAUCAACCCUUGAAGCCAUAAUCCUUAAACAAGCAAUCCAGCACGCACCCGAAUCCGCUCGCGCAUUUCCCUUUCGUUGUUAUCCCCACCUGCGUAAACUGAAUCCCGGAUCCAAGAAUGAACUGGUGCCCAGUUUCCCCUGGCUAUUCAUGAUCACGGACCGCGAACGCAUCGUCCAAUCAAUCAUGCAAUGGAUGAGACGGACAAGCUAUGCAGUCCCGGCAGGGAGUGGCAUCGCGAUCAAAAAGCUCUGGUUCCUCAUGGAUAUCCCCGACACGAAGCGGCGAAAAUGGACUAUACGAACCUGGAGUGACAUGGAUCUGUUCUUGGCCGGUCUCUUCAUGAUGCAGAUCGACUCGGCGCUUCAGGACGAAGAUGAAGCAGGAAGCGGGCUCGGCGCGAUGCGGCGUCUCCUGAUGGCCCAAAAGAGCCUAUCGGUCCUGUGGGAUGUGUUGAGCGGCGAGACCUGGCAGUCCGAGCUCGAACUCGUCCAGUCAUACAUUCGCUGGCGGUACGAGCCUCGUCCUCACGAGCGUGACAUGCAAAAUAUCCUGGGCGUUCCAAUUGAAGAGGUCGGGCUGCUCCAGUAUGAAGCGUACGGUCGACACGGGCGAACUGCCAAAGUGCGCCGGCCUGAUACAAUCGUCAUCAGCGAAUUGAAGAACCGAGAGCUUGAUAUACGGAAGAUGUAUUGGGAAGCCCUCGCGUUGGAUGAAGAGGAGCCACACAUGGGUGAUGACCGCCCCAGAUGGGACAUGGCCUUGAAGGAUGCAAUUGAGGGUACUGGGAUUGAUUGGCUCAAUGCCGUCAACUUGAAUCGCCCGAAGAUUUGUUGA